CAAACAAAAAAACACUAAAAAUGAAAUUUACAAAAUUUACAAUUCAAUAAAACUUAAAAAAAAUUUGAAAAACAAAUUUUUUUUAAAAAAGAGAAAGUUAGUAUUCCAUGUUACCGUUUUUUUGCUAUUAGUGUUUAUCUUGUUAGUUAAUGGGUCUAUUCAAAACUCUAGCUUAGUGUCUAGGAUUAUUGGUGUCUUUUUGGGAUAAGUAGUCAGUUUUGCAGUUGUUUUUUAGUCAGUUUAUGUCUUUGUACACUAAAGUCAUCAUUUAUUAAGAAUUUUAGAUGUGUCUGUUGUUAGUGUCUCUGGUUUUAAGUUAUAGUCUUUGACUUCACUUAACACUAACUUGGAGUUUAGGAUUUAUUUUUUUUAUCUGACCUUUCUGAAUUUUUUUAUAACUUUUCUAAGUCUGUAUAUUAAAAGUAAUCUAGAACUAACAAAAAAAAAAUCAGUAGGCCCAAGUAAUAACAAUAUUCAGAACUUUAAACAACUUAUUCUUGCUCUUGUUUUGUCUCUUUUAAAUUUUUCCUUGUUGAAGUUCAGGCUUUAAAUAGCUAAAUAGAUGGGAUAUUGAUGAACUUCUUAUGCGAAUUGCCGACGGAAACUUCCUUCCAGAGAGAAAAAGAACAAAGCUAUGCAUAUUUACAUGCAAGACUCACGUUCCAGAAUUGGAACAAAUUGGUAAGCAUGAUUACGAAGAGUAAUUGGAGAAUUGUGCUAAAGCAAAGAAGGUUAGAUGUUACAGUUUUAAACGCAACAUGCCGGAGAACCUGAUUUCAAGUCUGAUUGCAUGGGCCAAAGUAAAUUAUCACGGAGAUCUUCCUGAACAAACACAGUGAAACAUUACUGAGAGGAUGGUCGUCAAGUUCCCCCGCAAACAAUGCUACAUUUUUAGAGUCUCAAGAUCCGUAGAAAGAGUUGCAUUACUUCACAGUUCAGGUUUGGAUUAUGAAUGUUAUGGCAUAUGGAUCAAUUCUGUUGCAUCUCUAAAUGUGCAGUCAUCCUUUCCAGGUAAGUAUUCCUAGCCCAUUCUCAUCUUGAGACAGAUUGUGUAAAAACGUGUUCAAGUUCAGUUCAUAAGAUCCAAAGUAAUGAAGGGUUCUUUCUUGAAAACGACAUACAAAACGUGUGACCCCUUCAGACCUGUUUUUUUUAAGUACUCUUGUUAUCCUAAUGAUUGAUUUUUCUAAGUAUCCAUGGGACAAGUAUAGGCAAUGUGCUAAGAUGAUUCCCAAAUACAUCAUUACUUGUUCUUACUCGACAUGUGGCCUAAUCCACUUUUUUUUGUUCAAGUCAUGCUUAAUUGAGACAAUGAUUUCACAUUGAUUUAACGAGUUGGCUGUCUAAAAAAAAUUGAGCGUGAUUCCUGUGACCAGUGAUUAGGUCUACUUGGUCCUAAGAUAUAAGAAAUUUAAGUUUUUACUUCUUUUAAUAAAUUUCUUCUCCAAUAAGACUUAGACUGUAGGGGUUAAACUAGGUACAGGCCAAACCUAUUUUCAACCCUAUAAUUUUUUUUUCUAGAAGAAGCUUUCAUUUUCAUUUCAACAUCUUUUUGCUAAGUAACAAAUGUUUUCAUGCUCCUAAACGAAUUGAGCAGAAUAACUUGCACAUUUAUAUGUUGAAGCUAGUUACAGAGUCUGCAUUUUGCUUAGAGUUGAAAAUCACAUUUCCUAACUUGAUAAGCACUAAACCAUAGUCUUCAAAUUUGAAAAAAAAAACUGCUCAAUAAUUAAAAAGGCUGAAACCUUAUUGAAAAAUCUGUUUUAAAAUCAACUUGUGAGUUUAGACAGAGAAUGUUGGUUAGCAAAUUAAAACAAACUGGGGUUAGUUGAAGUGUUGAAAAUUUCCCAUUGGUUAGCAUUCCUCUACAAUUUGUUUUUUUUCUUAUACUCUGUGCUAGAUAAUUCAGUAUGCUCUAAAUAAGAAGUGGAAUGUGAUUUGGAAAUUAGAGCUUAAAAUUGAUUUCCUUGGUUUUGUUUUUCCGUCUUCAUUCGCUCUCAAGAAUUUGAAAUCCUAGCAUUCUGCCUAAAUCCUUAAUUUGUGUUUCAAAGCUACAUUUUUAUAUGAAACAAAAAACCUCUCAAGUUUUUCAAAAUGGCAGUCCAAUCAUUGAACAAUAUGGAAAAAACAGUUUCUGUUUCAUGUUAAGCAUCUUAUUGAACAGUUUCCAUUUCAAAAGAGUUUUAGCAAUUUGAAACAGUUUUAUCAUACUUGGUCUCAAAUGGUAUAUGACAGCAUAAAAAAAUCACUGAACGAAAAAAAAUAGUUUUAGCAAGAGUAACAAGAAAAUUUGUUUUCCAAAUACUAUUUUAUGUGUUGGGUAUAAUUUCGUUAUUUGUGCUUUACAAGUAAUCAUCCCACACCAUAACAUCCAAUUUUUUAAGAAACUUGAUCACUUUCUUGAGAAUUUUAGUUUUCAUCAUUUUUAUAUCAUUGACAUGCAUUGAGGACACUGCAUGAUUUAAGUGUGGGGGACGCUUCUGUAUUUAGUUAUGCAUAUUUUAGGAUAAUUUUUUUGUUUGCGUGUUUUUAUACACAUACCACAUUAGAGGAGCAUGAAUUGGGUAAAAAAAAGUUGGCAUGGGUGGCACGGCACCUUUGUCCCCUUAAGUAACAGAUUCCAAAAGGAAGUGAUGUUAUGAACGGAGAAAACCUAAGUUGGAAGAGCAAAUCCCGUUUUGGGCCGUACGAAUCUCGUCCAUAACCAGUGUAAAAAAAUAAGAAAAAGCCGACGUCAUUGAGCAAAAAAAAUGCAAUAAAUGGCUAGGUAAAAAUAAAAGAAUAAAAAAUGAAUGAAAAUAUUGUUUGAGCACUCGAGUUGAAACUCUCGGAAUACUUCGUUUAUUUAGGUCCCGGGCUAUCUGGAAUGGGCCUGGGGUAGCCUGGUUGAGACUCGCUACACGGGUCAACUCAAACAAUCAAUAUUAAAAUAUAAAAUGAAAGCAAUAAAUAAAAGUUUCCAAAUUUUGGAAAAGAAAAUAAAUUUUCUUGAGCUUUUCUUCACUUGAGUGUUUCUAAGGAUUUCUAACCACUCUUUGCUGCUCUAUUUAUUUCUUUUAAAUUGUUCUCAAUGACCUUAGUUAAUUCUAAGUUUUGACAUUAAAUAAAAAUGUUUUCUACUUAGGUUUGAAGUGAAAGAAUUGUUUUAAAAUUUAAAGUAGUAAAUUGAUUUUUAAAGGGUUUAUUCUAUUUGUGACAUGGUUAAUUUUUAGUUAAUGUUUCAUGCAUCACUUUAGAUGGUUAUGAGAUUGAGAAAUUGUUUUGAAUUCUAAUUUCAACAAAUCGAAAAAGGUUGUCAAUAUUUAGUUUGCACAAGGACAUGCAAAAGUCUAAGUAUGGAGGUAUUUGUUGAGUCACAAAAUGUCAUAUUUUAUUCUCUCAUUUCUUAGUACUUUUAUGAUAUUUUAUAUGCAUUUUAUACAUAAAUAAUCAUAUUUUGU
This is a messenger RNA of Cuscuta campestris, 3440 nucleotides long. Lineage: Eukaryota; Viridiplantae; Streptophyta; Magnoliopsida; Solanales; Convolvulaceae. The record is from the annotation of a GenBank genome assembly.